AUCAACAUAUUGUUUGAACUGUUCGCGCACAGGCCACUGUUGCCGCGCACCGUCCCGCGCACGGAGCCUACCUAUCUAUCUACACGACUCUUCUGAACCCUCGAAUCGAUAGUACGCGCCUAUCUCACAGUUCGUGUCUCGUGCCCGACCAAGUUCUGCUGGCGUUACGUAGUUUAGUAAACAAGGGAACAUGUAUUAAGAUUUAUAAGCAAUGGAAGGUUCGAAGAAAUAUAUAAGGAGCGAUUCAGCUAGCUGCGCUCACAUGGUCGAGGAGACGGCGAUUAGGAAAUCCUCUGAUCCUCAUGAGAAGUUAAAGGCUCUGCUUAAUUCACCAGAAGAUGACACAGAUGACAGCUUACCUCCGUCAGACGCUCCGAAAUUCGGCACUGUCAUUCAUAACAGAAUAUUUGUGGGAGGGUUCUCCUUGACUGCGACAGAUGAGGACUUGUGGAAGUUCUUCUCGGGAUUCGCGACGGUGACUGCCGCUCGAGUGAUCUAUGACAGAGCUGGUGUUUCCAAGUGCUAUGGGUUCGUGACCUUCGCUAGUCCAAGAGUUGCGAGACUUAUUGUCAAACAGAGCGGUGGUGUUAUGUUUUCACCGCUUGGACGCCUACGAGUUGCUCAAGCUGUAAGAAAACAGCUGAGCCAACUACCAGUGAUCAGUUCAGAAGCCAGUCCUCUCCAAGCACCUCUGUGCUACCAGCUCAUCUGUCCCCCGAUGGCACCGCUGACAACUUGCGCGCCGUGCGAGCUGCCACCGCCGUAUGCCAUCUAUCCGAUGCCAUAUGAGACUGCUCCAGCGCUCUAUGCUCCUCCUACCCAGUAUACAUUGGUGCCAGCACCGUACAGUACCGCGUGCUGCGAGCCAACGUGUUGCGCCCCUCUCGACAAACAACCCCGCAUACCCCCGCCUCCAAUGCAUCCAGCCUUCAUCUACUAACAUAUAUUAUUAUCUGUAUCCUCAUCUUAGAUCAUGAAUUAUAUCAUAUAACUUAACAAAUGUAACAGAUAUAGAUCAAAAUGACCUUGCAAUAACUCCAAUGACAUAAAUCGCCAAAAAUAUAUAACGAUCAUCAAGUAGAUGGCCAGUAAAGUAUUCAAAUCAAAUCAAAUCAAAUCAAAACCAGUUUAUUCACGUAGGUCACGGAAAUGACACUUAUGAAUGUCAAAAAAAAAUCUUAUACAAUCUACCGCUACUUCGUAAAGGGUUGAGCUAAUGAGAAGAAUUAGCAAGAAACUCAUUGCCACUCUUUUAUAUCAAGAUUUACAAAUCAUUUCAAUUUAAAUAUAAAAUGUAAAAUGAUGCAACAAACACACUCAAACGUCAAAUAGUCAAUGUCUUACACGAGUAAGUCAAAAAAUUAAAUGUAAUUGUGUAUAUAUCCGCAUCAUUUAGAAAUAUUUCUAUAUAUUCAAGGUAUUCUGAUGAGAUGCGAAGAGACAAAUAAAAUCUAAUAUUAUUCCAUACUUCUCCAAAAAAGUAAAGCCGCUCAGGAAAAAUAUAUAUACUUAAAAUUUUGCGUGAUUGCGUUCGUCAGCUCAAGAGAGAGACAUUUUGGGACUACAACAAUCGGGCAAAAAUCUAAUAGCUAUCUAAUAUUGCUUAACACUUUCUCGAAUGAUUUCGCAAGAGGAUAUGAUGAUAUCAUUACAUACAGCGCAUAUCCUACUGAAUAACAUAUAGUUCUUGCUGUGAUCCUCUGCUAAGAAACCUUCAACUGAUUGAGGAUGGUAAAACUUUAAUAGUAAAACAUUUAAAUAGGAAAGUAGCGAAACGAAAAAUGAAAAUGCAAGUUUUCAAUCCACAUCGAAUACAUUACGGAAAAAGUUAGACUGGUCAUCAGCAUAAUCUAAAACUUGAUAUAUUCGCUAUAGUUUGGUUUAGUAGAUUUUUCAAGCAAAAUGUAUAAAUGUUUCAUCUCUAUUGGCUAUCUGCUCGAUGACAGUGACAAACGUUAUGCUGCAAACCAUAAUAUAAUGUUCAGAUCAUUUUUCUAUUCGAAAAAACACAAAAUGUGGUGUUAUCUGCCUCCUACCUAUAAAUAGUUCUACAGCUACAUUUUGCAAAAUUAUUUUGAAAUAUAUCUGUUACAGACUCUUCACUAUUUAUCCAAAUGAUUAUAAUAAUUUUUAGAGUUUAGAACAUAAUUUACGUUAUACAUUAUUUAAAAUACCUAUAGCUUCUAAUAUAUCAGUAUAAAUUAAGUUAUUCGUAGAUAGUUUAAACGUGUUAAAGGAAUCGUUUUUGGUUUAUGAUCAUUCCUUUUUGCUCAAGUCUUCCAAAUAUUUCAUGCUCAACUGUUGUGUUAUGUGCGAUUGGGUGACGCUGCACCGUCAUUGAAUUUGAAUUUUCUUCUUCUUUCUUGUUCGAUUUUUAUUUAUUGCCUUUGAAAUGUGAUAACUUUAUUAUUUUUAAUUUUCUAAUACUUAUCAAUUUGUUAUUUUUUGAAAGUGACAACCCUCAUAUUCUGGAUUAAUUAUACAAAUUAAAUUUGUAAACAAAAUUUAUGAGCGACGUGGGACUCGAACCCGCUACCUCUUGGGUUUCGUGCGAGCGUUCUUCCACUGAGCCAACCGUACUGAGGUAUCAUUCAUAAAUCUUGAUAUGUUUUGUUCAACUCUCAGGCUUGUGGCUUCAACAAGUUCGUUUGUUGCGUGUUUAAGUUCCGCAUCGUUCAUAAAUUGUGUUCACAAAUUUAAUUUUUGUUUCUAAUACUUGUUAUUAAAGGUUAGAGUUGCGGGCAUUUACAUAGUUAAUGAGAUUUCACCCAAACGCGUAUCAUUUCUCGUUCGUGGCAUCUUAGUACGGUGAGGUCUGAAUAGUGAUUCAACAAGUGUUCAAGUAGUUAUCUCGUGUCUGUUGUAUGUGUUUUUGAGUACUAUAUUAUCUGGUUAUCUAUCUUGUUAUUAGUUAUUUACAAUGAAUAUUAAUUAUUAAUGCGAAAAGAGAACAUUUUUAGGGAAUAUUUAACAUUGUGCUGUUUAUAUUGUACGAAAAUAUCACUGCAAUAUAAUUAUUGUUUUGUAAACUGGUAAUGGAUAUUUUUUGAACUUCUAGCGUAUUGCAGAAAAAAUACAUUUUGGCAUUACUUAUAUCUUAAGUGAUACCAAUUUAACAAAUGAUACAAAAAACUGUUUUCGUAGCACAAAAAUCUCUUUAUGUCAUUGCAAAGUACAAUUGUAGUACCACUAGUCUAAUCGAGAAUAUUUUUUAAUAAUAUUUUUAGUGAAUGAUAAUAAAUAAAAUAUAAUCACGUGCUUUAAUUGGCACAACGAAACCCGCACAAAAUUAUCACAAUAUGCUAGUUGUUAUAACGUAAACACAUUACAUAAGGGAUAUUGUUGAAAUGCUUGUUAUCCUUUUAAAGGAAUUACGUUUAUUAAAAUAAUAGCAAUAAUAUUUGUUGCCCUAAUGUAGUUAACAGUUAACAGAUAACCUAUUUUAAUAGUUUAGUUUUAGAAAAGUAUGACAAUGAAAUAUAUAGCACAGGGGUCCAAGGUGUGUAUAAGACAUGUGAAUUAUGUAAUUUCCAGAUGAUACAACAUCAAACUCUGAGAAAUGUUCUAUGAUAUUAUAAAUUAUUGUUUCACAGGGAUUUAUUUUGAUUAACUAUUAAAAAGUUGGAACUGUUCAUCCCCAGGUGUACUUAAACUUUCUUCUUACAUGCAAAAUAUAUUUUCAAAUUAAUUGAGAAUUAGUGGUGAUGUUGAUUCUGUUGGAGAUAAAAUAAAAGACAUAAAUGUUACGCUAGAUUUAAGUUUGCUUAAAAUAGGAUCAGUAUAGUUCGAAUAGAAAUUGAUUUAAAUUAUUUCUUAAGUAUAGAUUAUUUUAAACGAUACUUAUUAAUGCUGACGUAUAAGCAAUUCAUCGUAAUAAAAACUUAAUUAGAAUAUGUUGACUAUUCUUAAGGUAUGUAGGUAUACUAAAUAAUAUGUGUGUUGCUUUUAUUUAAUUAAGAUUUUGUUAUAUGUAAUACGGAAUUGAUGCUUGAAUAAUAAAAUAUAACAGACUUAAAACUCACCUGUUAUGUUAUGGACAUCUAAAGAUAACAAAAUCACGUUAAGGCUUAGAUUAAGGAUUGGUCUCAACAAUAGCUUUUUUCUUAUGACAACUAUUAGAUGCUUGUGUGCGUGGCAUCCUGACACUCAAUGGCAUCUUUCAAAUUUUUGUAACAUACGCUUUGUAUUAUUUUACGUUGAAAUUAAAAAAAAUACAAAAUACUGAUGAUAUGAGAUCCCAGUGUCUUUCUUAUAGUAUUAUUUCAACAAAGUUUUACUACUCAACCCAGCAUUUUAGUUUCAAUUAUUAGCAAAGUUAAACAGGCACGUCAACGUCACGCAUUGUUCGAGACUGGACUGGACUUGGAGCGUAGUAGAGACCAAUCCUCAAUCUAAGCCUUAAGGUUUAUUUUUUUUAAACUUGUUCGUAAUGACUAGUCAACAAUGAAAUGGAGUGGCAUCAACAAUCCAUGUUCAUUUAUUCUCCUUUCUAAUGCUUUUUUCACUCAUCAAAUCUUCACAUUAGUAUGGGAAGCUUUUAUAAAUGUUAUUAGAAAUAUUAUUCUAAGUGUAAACGCUGUCAAUUUACUAUCUCAGACUACUACUAUUUUUAAAUAUUCUAAAUGUUGCUGUACAUCUAGCUUGAUUCUAUAUUCUCUUAAUUUAAAACACAUACUAAUCACUAAUAAAACUAGAUAAAAUCUAAAAAAAAACACUAUUUGCUUAUAAUAGUUAUUGUAACUAACUUUAAGCCAAUACGUUUCCAAUCUAUUAUCGCUAAAAGGAAUUGCUUUUAUAAAUACACUUAUAUAGUAUAGUAAUAUUCGCCGCCUCGCCCUUCGUAUUUUUAUCGCGAAAUCUAUAAGUUUUUCUUAUUUAAAACACAUUUUCAAUCAUUCACAUAUAACCUUCGUCAUUAAAACUUCGUGGCCUAGAAAUUACUGCCUGACAUAUCGGAAAAUAGAAAUCAUUGUGCGAAAGCAUUUGUGUCUGUACAUAAUAAUCGCUAGAAGUACUACUUAUAAUUUUAACUGAUGUAAUUUAGUGAAUUUUAGACAAUAUUACUGUAAUCGGAUCUAGAUUGUAUUAUUCAUAGUUAAGUUACUUCGUUACUGUUAAGUGCUUAAUUAUAUUAUCUACUGUGGUUGUCGAAACUUUUUAAAAUAUUUCUACAAUAAUAAUUAGAGCCUCUUGUUGUAUGUGUGUUUUAAUAAUCUAUUUCGAUAAUAUUUAUAACGGUGUUGCUUGAUGUUGUAAUUGAAUAGAAUCUAUUAUUAUUCUGACUUUCAUCUCCAAAUAAAGUAUUAUAUCUUAUAGAAAUAGCUUAUCGUUACUAGGUUUACACUAAAUUUUAAACACAAAGGUAAAGUUCUUAUUUAAAACUUUUAAAAUGUUGCAUGGUUUUAUAUUUAACUAUUUGAAGUUAUACUUCUUUAGGCGCCUUAUGAAAAAAUGAUGAGAGUUUUUCUUAAGAUCACUGUAUAGUUAGUUCCUAAAAUUUUCCGACGUUUGCUUCAUUCGUUUUUUUUUUUGGUUUCUUCAUUCAUUAUUAGGACAGGAGGCAAAGGGUUCAAUUCCAUACAGCCGUAUACAUUACUUAAUAAUUAAUUAAUGUCUAGUGUGCUAAACAAAUAACAGAGUACUAAACGGUGGUCUCAUGCCGUAGCCAUAUUGCAAGCAGCAUACAGGAGGUUCAUUGCCAAAGCCAUCUUUGCAAGAUUUUUACAUUGUUCUUUCUAAAUACGUAGAAUAGCACGAGGCAUAAAUCAUUUUAAUGAUUUUUGCUUCGUUAGGCCUUAGAAGUAUAACUUUUUUUACACACACACUUUUUAUUUAUCAUCUUGUCCUGCUGUUCUCGUGUCUAAAUAAGUGUUAGAGAGAAGGGUAGCUGAGUUAUAUGUAUGUAACCGUCCUGUGGCGAACGAAGUGUUGGUGGUCUAUGGUUCUGCUAAAUCUUCAAAUCGUUUUCCGUCGAAUAGAGCAUGUAAUGUACAGGGACGAAGACAAUAUGGUUGAUAAAAUGUUAAAAGUUAAGGAUUACUUUCCUUACAAUAUAGUUUAGAUAAAUUGAAAAUACGUUCAAAUUAAACUUUCAAGAUUCUUUGCCAGAAUUUGUUUUAUAGCUGCCGUCUGUUGUAUAAUUUAUGUGUUUAUUUCAGAGAUGAAUACAAUUUUAAUUUGAGCAAUUUUUUUUUAAUAUAACAACUUAUUUAAUAAAUUACUAUUUGAUUAAAAGUUUCCGGUUUUCUUGGUCGAUAACGAAAACAUAAGGCGUUGUUGUAAAUUGCAUGAAUAAAAAUGAAAAUGAAAUUUAACUUUCAUUUUUAAUAUUUGUUUUACUAUCCACUAACAUAUUAUAUAUUAUAUCUUUGUACAUGUAUAACAUGCUACCCAAGUCGCUCUUGAGAUAAUGGCGGACCUUGUCUUAAAUAGCGUACUUUGAUAUUGACACAAUGAUAUUCACAAGAGACGAACCGAGAUUCCUUAUGAUGACCGAGUAACAUUCCAAUAAAUAAUCAAAUUUUAGUAAACUGAACGUACAGAUAAUAUAUUUAGAUGGCUUUAUAUUUGUUGAAACUUAGUCCCCUUUUUAUAUAACUAUACAUUUUAUACGAAUUUGUAGUAAUUUUCGGUUAUUAGAAUACCUGGUAUUGUUUUGUAUGCGACUUAUUUGAACGUAAACACGUCAUAGUCAUAUUUACCUGUUGACUACUUUUAAGAAGUCUAUUUUUAAUGCUUAAGGUCCUUGCUCACUGGUAUGGCUAACGCGCGUUCUAUAUCGCUGCAAUUUCAAUAUUACAUAAAUAGUAUUUAAUUAAGCACAUCACCAAUUUGUAAUCUAUUGAAGAUAAAAGAAUAUAUCGUAUAAUUUGAUAAUCAAAUAAUAAAAUAGUGUCCCUCACAGAUAUUGUGGAAUAUUUCGUUGCCAUUUUUACCAUAAUAUAGUCAAUAAACUGUGAUGCGACAUGCAGUGCGGUUUUCUAAAAACGCGUAAACCAGUGAGCACGGGACCUUAUUUAGUUUGAAAUCUAUUUUACGAACAUUUAGUCUGAUGUUGUAAGAUAUAUAAAAAAAUUACAAAAAAAAUAUGUGUGAUUCUAUUUAUCAAUGUUUAGAUCAAUAUACGUAAGAAAAUAUAACUAUAGUAUCAAAUAA
Molecule: messenger RNA, 7155 nt
Organism: Leptidea sinapis
Lineage: Eukaryota; Metazoa; Arthropoda; Insecta; Lepidoptera; Pieridae
Gene: Boule
Product: protein boule
Exons: 4
Coding region: 212-940 (242 amino acids)
Molecular function (GO): RNA binding
Source: RefSeq, a predicted model, not a curated record